Molecule: messenger RNA, 1401 nt
Organism: Sodiomyces alkalinus F11
Lineage: Eukaryota; Fungi; Ascomycota; Sordariomycetes; Glomerellales; Plectosphaerellaceae
Exons: 2
Coding region: 365-1003 (212 amino acids)
Source: RefSeq, a predicted model, not a curated record
CUCCUUAAGACUGCCAUCCCCCCGCUUUCAUACUCCCAAGCCAUCUUUUCCAUCUUUUGCCAUUCAAGCCCCCUUACUCCAUUUUUCCGAUGACUUGGUUCCCCCUGUUGAUCUCGACAUCACUACAAUAUAAACAUCUUCCGUCCCCUAGUCCGUAUCAGUAUUCAAUGUGCACCACGUAAACAACCACGAGAACAUCUCGCCUACAGUCCACACGUGGUCGUCCGACUUGCUUCCAAAAUCUCUGGACUCCUCAUCUCUGCACACACUUAUGCACCGAAACUUCCAUCUGCCUGCCCUGGUAUAGCCAGACCUCCUCUUCCCAAACCUCGAUCCAUCUGGUCCUCUCCAAUUUUCCGUCACAAUGGCAAUCUUCGAUGUCUUCCGGCGAGCGGACCGACGCAAGUCGAUUCUCACCCCCUUGGACGCCUCCGGCCAAUCGACGGGCCAGAUCAACAAUGGCUCGCGGACAUCAUUGAAGUCGGACAAAUCUUCAACCAACUAUUCCUUCAAGUUGACCAAGUCGUUCUCUUGGAAGUCACGCACCGACAGCCUCAGCCAGACCAGCAACAAUACGCACAGCAGUUGUACCGAAAGCGGCGAAGAAUGCGGCAUCGCCAACACGCUCGAGCGUCCCGAGAAGGGGGUUCCUUCGUGGCUAAAGAAGAAUAACAAGAAGAAGCAGAGAGAGGCAGACGAUGACCCUCGCGAAAAGCCCCUGACAGCCGUCAACCUCGUCCACCAGGAGAUGCUGAGCCAGUUCACCUGGACUUUCGGAAACCGGCGAGACAGCAUCGGCGACCGGUCCAGCCUCUACGGCGACAUCAGCCCGGGAACAUCAAGAUUGCCCAGCAUGGACGGAGGCAGCAGGCCCCUACCCCCUCGUCACCCCAGCUCCGAAGUCCAGCACCAACAACGCCUUCACGACAUGCAUGACCAAGAUGACCAAUUCUUGUCCCCCUAUGCUCCUAUGCGCCGAAGGGCAGCAUUGACCUUCGACUGAGAUCGAAGACACCUCUUUUUUUCUUUUCUUUUUCUUUUCCUCUUCCCUUUUGUCACCUCAAAUCAACUUUCCCUCUUCUCUGAGAUACCCCGACAUUUUCACAAUUACAUUUUUGGAAUGCAACCAGCUCGAAAAACCCCCCUCCUGCUGGUGGUCCGCAUGCCUUUACCGUAAUGCCCUACACACGGGUGCCACAGCUGAUUGGACCAAUGUCCCCAAAAUGGCACACGACACAUGCAUCAAGAGCCGACGAAAACGGACUCCCUGGCGAUUGGCGAUUUGCGAUUUGCAUCUUAAUUUUCUGGUCGGUCUUUACUACCUUCCACAACCAAAAGUCUGAAGGAAUAGAGAGUCCGCGAGUGUUUCACAGAUACAUCCUUGACAGGGAUAUUAUCAAC